Sycon ciliatum is the source of this 1196-nucleotide messenger RNA. RefSeq lists its product as uncharacterized. Bases 135 to 890 code for a protein of 251 amino acids. The transcript has 6 exons. NCBI's taxonomy places the organism in Eukaryota, Metazoa, Porifera, Calcarea, Leucosolenida, Sycettidae. The record is from RefSeq and is a predicted model, not a curated record.
ACUCUGGUUUUCAUGUACUCUUGGUUAUAAGGGCUUCACCUUCAGUCCCCUUCUCAGUUGCUUUCUUGUAUCGCUAGAGGGAGGUUUGACUACACUGGACUUUGAGGAGUUGUCUUGGAGUGGAUCUGCUAUCUAUGCGGUGGAAGAUGGGAUCUAUUUUAUUGCUUGCACUAUGUAUGUUGGCUUCAAUGCUGCACACAAUAAAUUGUGCUGAAGGUGAACAUCACCAUGUUUGUGACGAUGGUGAACAUGGCAUAGGAGUGCUUUUUAUGCACACGCAGGACAAACUGGAUUACAAAGGUGCCGAGAAAUUUUGUAGUGAUAGAGGCGCAGUUAUACCUCACAAAAACGUCGAGGGGAGUUGCAUGAACACGCUUUCCACCCAGUUACAAGGAAUCUAUGGUAGACUAUUUUUCUGGACUACUGCACCUGGUUUGAACGGUCCCGACCAUUUUGGUGCCGACACGUUUGGCUAUAAUGGAGAAUGGAAGCAAAUUGGGAACAACUUUAAUGUAGCCUGCUUUGACAAUAGGAUUUGUCUACGGCCUACGGAUCCAGGCACUCGUGGGUCUUACGGCAACGGUGUAUUCUCCCAACAAGAAGGUCUGAAUACGCUGACUUUGACAUGUAAUCAGGGAUAUGAGGUUGUCGGUAACCCCAAGGUGACUUGCUUAAAAGCUCCUCGCUCUAUUACCUCACUAGCCGGAUGCACCAAGAUAUGUACAAAACCAACUGUACCAAACGGAACUUUUAGGAAAGGUUCAUUCAAUGGCGUAAACAAUACACUGCCGGGAACGUGUGACAAUGGCUACACAGCUGUACAACAGCUUAAGGCGACUUGCGACUUUUUUGGCAGGGUGACUGUGGUGGGCAAAUGCGUGAAAGAUUAAGAUGAUAUCUGGUAGAUAUUGCAACAUACUCCGCAGGUUGUAUCUGCUGCUCGCUAUGCUUAGUGUCCCGUCUGCUUACCUCAACCAACCCACAGUAACCAUGGUAACUGUAUAGUGAUGGGUGAUAGCAACAGAACCGUAGAAUACCACCCUAUCUCACAUGCCUAGACUGCAUUUGUUAGAAGGCGUUUCUUCGUUUUCUUCAUAUUCUUUUCUCCUUUUCGUCCACUCUUCCCUUCUCUGAUCUCAUAGCGCUGGUAAUACAUAUAUAUAAUCAACCUUUGAUCAAGAGAAUAUUCAAACCAA